AUCAAUUUUCUAACCAGUGUCCUGCAGCACCCACCCGACCCACAACCCAACCCUACCGACCGCCCAUACUCAAAAUCUCCAAAAUUAUCUUCCAUUCCCCGUUUCUUCCUGAAACUUCAAAUAACUUCUCCUCUUUCACAAUUAACAGCCCGCCCAGCAUUACAACAUCGAAUCCUUUUUCUUUCCAUGGAAGAUCAAUCAUCACUGAACUUUAACGACCUAUCAGAUAUGAGGUACUUUCCAAUUUACUUGAAAAAAGAAGAAACAACUUGGAUUCCCCUUUUGUCAAUUCUGCGUAAUUGUAGUGCUUUCAGAAACAGCAUUUUGCUUCGCUUUAUCGUUCUAUGAUUGACUCGCCAGUCUUGGUUUUCCUUUUGGAUUUAAAUCAUGACAGUAAUGGGCCAUUUGCCCAUUCGGUUUAUGUACUUUCUAGCAGUGUGCUUAUUAGACAACUGGUCAAUUGUGAAGUGGAAAUUACAUAUCCCCUUUCACUUAUAAUUGAACCUUUUUUAUUUGUAAAUGUUUCGCUAGCAAGGGAUUAUGAUAAAUCCUAGUGAAUAUGCAUUCAAGCUUCAAUGAUUCGGUAGUUUCAGACUUGAAUUCACAAUAGUUGAUUCCGUUAGGAAUGCAGUAAGCUACUGGGGUGGAAUAUCUCUUUGUGAGCUUGGUCUUAUCGGUUUGUCAUUUGAAUUUUGAACAAAAAUAUCUUGAUUACCUGAUGUGCUUUGUUUUGUUUAUGCAGGCAAAGGGAUGAAAAAAGUGACCAUUUUGGCACAAAAUGAAAAGGUCGAAUUGGGUUAAAAAUUUCCUACCCUAGUUGAUUUAGGAGAGAAAAAUGAUCUCAUUAUUGCAAAUGAUGAAAUCUAGUCAACUUCUUCAACUUCCAAGAACAAAUCUAUGCCGUUUUCUCUCCGUUGCCUGCAAAUCUUCCAGCCUCUCUCCUUUUGCCUCUGAAAUAAAAACUGAAGUUGACAGAAUCACUAGAAUUAUCAAUGACCAUUCGUUUCCAGAUGAACCACUUGAACCGACCCUUCUCCGGCAUAUCCCACCUGUUUCUCUUUCCUCAUAUUUUGUGGAGAGUGUUCUUGGUCGUCUUUUUGCGGCACACUCAAAUGGAUUGAAAGCCUUAGAGUUCUUUAAGUACUCCAUCCACCAUUCUCAGCAUGCUCCAAGUGUGGGUGCUUUUGAAAAAACACUCCAUAUCCUCACACGUAUGCGCUAUUUUGAUAAAGCUUGGGAAUUGAUGAUGGAUAUGCAGUGUUCGCACCCUUCCCUGCUUAGCCUUAAAUCAAUGAGCAUCAUGUUAGCAAAAAUUGCUAAAUUUCAAUCCUAUGAAGACACCCUUGAAGCAUUCAAAAGGAUGGAGACUGAAGUUUUUGCUGGGAGGAAUUUUAGUACUGAUGAGUUCAAUGUUCUGCUUCGAGCUUUUUGCUCGCAGAGGGAGAUGAAAGAGGCCAGAUCAGUAUUCCUGAAGAUGUAUUCUCGAUUUCCAACUAAUACCAAGACCAUGAAUAUUCUGCUUUUGGGAUUCAAGGAAUCGGGCAAUGUUACUGCAAUGGAACUUUUUUACCAUGAGAUGAUUCGAAGAGGUUUCAAGCCUAACAGUAUGACAUAUAACAUCCGAAUCGAUGCUUACUGUAAGAAGGGAUGCUUGGGGGAUGGUCUGCGGCUUCUUGAAGAAAUGGAACGGGUCCACUGCUUGCCUACACUUGAAACAAUCACUACUUUGAUUCAUGGAGCUGGUGUUGCUCGAAAUAUUCCAAAGGCGAGGCAGUUGUUUGAUGAAAUUCCUAAAAGAAAUUUACAGCUUGAUGUUGGAGCUUAUAAUGCUAUGAUCAGUUCCCUUAUUAGGUCCAAAGAUAUACAUUCUGCCAUUGAAUUGAUGGAUGAGAUGGAGAGAAAGCAGAUUGAGUAUGAUGGUGUGACGUAUCAUACAAUGUUUUUAGGAAUGAUGAAGUUGAGUGGCAUUGAAGGAGUUAGUGAGCUUUACUGUAAAAUGCUAGAGAGAAAUUUCAUUCCUAGGACCCGGACAGUGGUGAUGCUAAUGAAAUUUUUUUGUGGAAACCAGCAUUUGCAUUUUGCUUUAAAUUUAUGGGAUUAUUUAUUACAGAAAGGGCAUUGUCCUCAUAGCCAUGCACUGGAUCUUUUGGCAACAGGUUUGUGUUCUCGGGGACGGUGGCAAGAAGCAUAUCAAUGCUGCAAACAAAUCUUGGAGAGAGGAAGGCAUAUGAGUGAAUCAGUUAAUCAUCUGAUGCAGAGAAUUCUAAAGCAGUAUGAUGAAAUGGAGAAGUUGAUGGAGCUCAACAGGAUGAAAAUGAAACUGCAAUCUGUUCUGCCACAAUCUGGCAAGGAACCAAUCUGCUCUACAUGCUGAGUUAUGGAAGUAACAAUAUUUCUUGCAAAAUAUAUAGAAGCUGGAUUCAUUUUAUCCAAGUUGAUUUUGGACCUUUUUGACAUUGAAUUUGAUGAUAAAAAAUUUCUUUAAAGAUGCUAUGUGAGUCCUAUUUGAUAAGGUUACUCCCAAGUCCUAUUAUGGUAAUUGGACAGGCAAGCGCCCAGACUCAGCAAUGCAGAAAGGUGUGCUGGGAGAGGCAAAAAGACAUCACUUCAGUGAGAAGAGCGCAAGCAGAUUCACAGGACCUCCCUAAUCACCAAGUUGAUUUUGACAUCAUGUUUGGUUGGUUAGGAGGGAGAAUGGUUGCAGUAUAGCUUGGCAAAUUCGGAGAAUGGAUGGCGGAUUAUUGUCACGAGAUGCACUAGAAUUGUUACUGAUGAUAAGCACUUCAUUGAGCCUUUUAUGAUUAGGGAGAUUCCUUUAGAGACAAUUGUCAGGAAUCUGUGUGUAUUCUGGGGUGAGGGGAAGUGGACCCUUAGCUUGGUUAAAAGACCAAUGAAUAAAUCAAACUGGAGGUUUGAGCCCAUGAUAUAUGACUUUAGAUCACUUGCAGGAAGGAUGCCAGGAUUGGGGUUUAGUGAAUGACAAUGUUAAACGCAGAGAAGGCUUAACAACCUGGCAAGGAUGAUAACUUUGAAUGACAAGUAUCGAGUUUAAAAUGGCUCUUUCUUUUACUUUUGCUUAUGCUUAUAAGUUUAUCUGCUGUUUAGUUUCUUGUUUUCAGAGUGUGACCCAGUGAAAAAGAGUUAUUGAAAUUUAAAAGAAGAAUUCCUAUCAUAUGUUACUAGUUUCAAAAUAAUUAUCAUUCCCUUAUCUAUUUUCCUUUCCUGCACACAUUUUCACCUCAUCUGCUUUAAUCAUGAUCAACACUGAGUUCCUUUGGCCAUUUGCCGUAUCUAAGGAUAAAUUUUGUUAUUGGAGGACAUAAAUGCAGUUCAGUUGAGUGGUGAAGUUCUUUUCACUCGAGUUCUCUUUGUUAUUUUCUGUUUUUGCCCGUCUGCAAAAUCACUGUAAUCCUGAGUUCCAUCCUCACCAUUUUGGUGUUUCCUCCUACAGAGGCAAAAUUUGUAGAAUUGAUGCUGUUUGUUUUUUUCCUUAUUUGCUGAUGUUUCUGUUGCUAAUUUCCUAUGAUUUUGGAAUAGGAAAGCUAACAAAAUUGUUAUAUUAGUUGAUGCUGGUUAUGGAGUCAAGGCUUUUGUCAUAAAAUGGCUGGUGCUGACAUUUCUAUCGAAAAUGUCAAAUGCUAUAAAAUUUUUUUAGGAUAUUAAUGUACCAUUGCAAGAGAUUUGGUUCCCAAGGAUUUGUCAUAGGAUUAGAUUUUGAGGAGUAUGCAACGAUGCGAAUCCUGCUGUUGGAAGGACUUUUGGAGGUAUUUGUUGAAUGGGUGGUAGUUUAUUUUAUUUGAAAGACGUUUUGGUGUAUAAGAAUUAAGAUAAAUUUGCUAUUGUGGAUGGAAAUUUGAUUAAGCUAUUAACUA
Molecule: messenger RNA, 3872 nt
Organism: Gossypium arboreum
Lineage: Eukaryota; Viridiplantae; Streptophyta; Magnoliopsida; Malvales; Malvaceae
Product: pentatricopeptide repeat-containing protein At3g61360
Exons: 2
Coding region: 836-2374 (512 amino acids)
Molecular function (GO): protein binding
Source: RefSeq, a predicted model, not a curated record